UAUUUUGUAUAAGCACAUGGUCUUCAAAACAGAAGGCUUUUAAAUUGUUCGAACUAAUGUAGUGUACUUUAGUUAGUGUACUGUACAUAAAGAAUCAAAUGUAUAAUUUGUAUUAAAAUUUCUAUAUAGUUGUAAAAAAAUAUAUAUGGAGAUAAUAAUUUUUGUAGAUUUGAUUUUGUAGAUUUGAAUUGUAGUUGCGCGUUUAUUUCGUAAUUAUAAUUUCGUAAGAGGUUAUGAAAACAAUAUGGCCGAACUUUUAACAAAAGAUGUUAAUUCAUAAAACAUAUGUCCUCGGCUUUAUAUCUUUUAGAAUUAAAUGAUUUAUGUACAGUAAUUUAUGCUUAUAAAUGUUUGGUUAGCAAAAUUUGUAUAAAGAGAAUAACGACAUGUCAUUAAUGUGUAGAAAGUUGUGCUUUUCUAUUUUAUUUGAGCACUUUGGUCAGAUUGUGCAAUCUGUAGCUGAAGAUUUAUUUAAACAUGGUGCAAGACCAAUAGGAUUAAUUCGUCAUACAACACAUCUUCCUAUAACAAAGAUUAAAGAAUCAUUAUGCGUUUUAAUAAAACAUGGUCUUGUUACGUACAAUCAAGCAGAAAAGGGGAUGGAAUAUUCUUUAAUUGUAGAAAAUGUUUUAUUCAUUCUUCGUUACCCAAGGUAUAUAUUCUUUGUAAAAUCAAUGUGUGGAAAUGAGUGCGAGAUGAUUCUCGAAGAAGUAUUAAUGAAUGGAUAUAUGACAGCUUCAGAAGCAAUCGCAAAGACAUAUAAAAAGAUUGAACAAUCACCUUCUGAUCUGCAACCAUCAGUUCCAGUUUUAAAAGAGAAAUUUGAAUUACUUGUCAAAAACCAGUUUUUAAUGCGCAGUUUAGGUACAAUUGAAGAGAGAAAUGAAAAAUGUAAUUUUACAUUACCAGAUUUGAAUUUGGCUGCUAUUACUAAAAGAAUAGAAGGAAAUGAUAUUGAUUGUGGAGAUAGUAAAAUUUAUUGGAAAGUUAAUUUUGAUCGUUUUACUCAGGACUUUAGGGAUCAAAUUAUUAUAUCAGCUAUAAGCAGACGACUUGACGAAAAUGCAGGAGUGUUGAUGAGACAGUUAUUGAUUCUUAUGUAUUUACGGACAGCAUCAUGGGAAGACACAUCCAAUCCAAUACCUCUUACAGAAAUAAAAGAAGCAGUUAGAAAAGUCGAUUGUCCAUUACUUAUACAAUAUCUUGAUCAAUAUUUACGUCUAAUUGAGGAAGAUUCUAGUCAAUUUUUAAAACGAGUUGGGGAUUCGGGAGGUGGUCAAUAUAGCGUUAAUAUGAAAGAGGCGUUUAAACAAUUAACAUGGACCACAUUAGAAAAUAUUGUAAUGGAGCGAUUUGGUUCAAAAGCAGCCAGAAUUUUUAGAUUAGUGCGUAAUAGAAAGUACAUUGAACAGGAGCAAAUUCAACAACUGGCGAUGAUUCCGGCAAAAGAAGCGAAGCAUUUGACGUAUACUCUCUUGCAAGAGAAUUAUUUACAAAUACAGGAAAUAAAGAAAUCUGGAGUAUCAGCUGCACCAAUAAAAACAUUUUUCCUAUUUCAUAUUGAUUUAAAUUUGGUUGUUCAUAUGGAAGUGGAGCACUGUUAUCAUGCACUGUACAAUAUUAUGCAAAGACGAGAGUAUGAAGCAAGCAGCAAUAAGCGGAUGAUCGAUAAACAAUUGCGAAUGCAAACCCUUACGACUAAUUUGAAAGAACACGGUGCUAGCGAAGAGCAAUUAGCAGAGAUUGCAGAAAUGAUGACACCGUCUGAGAAACAACAAUUAGAAAAAGUUCAAAAUAGGAUUAAGAAAUUAGGUAUUACCGAAUUGCAGAUUGACGAUACUUUGUUCCUAUUGACAAUGUAUUUACGUUACCAUUAAAUAAAGACAUGUUUUUUAAAUA
Molecule: messenger RNA, 1899 nt
Organism: Bombus huntii
Lineage: Eukaryota; Metazoa; Arthropoda; Insecta; Hymenoptera; Apidae
Gene: Polr3C
Product: DNA-directed RNA polymerase III subunit RPC3
Exons: 8
Coding region: 387-1877 (496 amino acids)
Biological process (GO): DNA-templated transcription
Cellular component (GO): RNA polymerase III complex
Molecular function (GO): single-stranded DNA binding
Source: RefSeq, a predicted model, not a curated record